UCGAUGUGUUCAUUCUCUCAGUAAAAUAUUUUGCGAGUGUGUCUGUAAAGCCGUAUGUUAGCCUUUCUCUCGGCCUACCGUUCCGGUACUCUGCUGGCUGAGUACUUAUGUGCGGAUGUGUCGCCGUGUGCCAUGAUCAUCCCUAAGAGCAGUCUAUAUUUGCUAUACUCUCGCUGCAAUUGGUCCUUCCCUGUAGUGGUCGUGCUACUGCUGCUGCGAAUCUGGCAGCAGCAGCAUUAGUAGCAGCAGCUGCAGUGUGUGUAUCGGUGUGUCUGGGUGUGUGUGUGUGUAUGUGUGUGUGUGUGGUGUUUCGACGAACGCGACCAGGAGCAGCUAUUGCCGCUGUAGGGAACAGUAGUCGAACGAAGUGAACUAGUCGACUUAGACGUGCGUAGUAAUCAGCAGUUUUGUUAAGUUCUUUUUUGUUCCUUUACCCGCCCAGUGGAUUGUACUAUGGAUCGCUGCUGUGCUCAUCGAGUCUCUACUAUUUGCUGUUUCUCGUAACUGAAUGCUUCGGGUUGCGCUGGACAACAGUAACAGAAAACCCAGCAAAGCAGUGUACUACUAGUAUCGAUAAGAGUAGUCGCAGUAACUGUGGGAUGAUAGGGAUGCUGUCCAGCUAAAUUUUUUAACCCAGGUUGCUUCUUUUUCUUUUUUUAAUUGUGUCGGUUUGACUUAGCCUGCGUCCUGUGCUGUCCGAGGAAACCUACAGUAGCCAGGAAACCUGGCUCAAGUCAAGUCAACUCGCAACUGGCAGGCCCAUUACCUCUAUGAAUACCUUAUAACAACGGCAAUAGGGAAUUAGCUUCACAAGCAUUUCAGUGGAAGGCCAAUUGGUGUAUAUCUCGUCUGUCCCUCGUUCGUGUCGACACGGUGUCUGGUGCAUGUGGCAGACAUUAUUAUUACAUUGGUUCAUACGCGGGCUCACGGUAGCUGGAGCCACGAAAGGCAGGCAGGCAGGCAGCAGCGAUCAAGGCGAGCCACCUAAGCAUUUAGCAACAGCGGCCUCAAAUGAGCACUACGCGUAUUGUGGCUUGCGAUAUCGUGGGCUCAGCCAACACCAUCAUCAAGUGCGUUGCUAACAGCGUCAGCUCAUAGAGCAAGUUCGUCAUCUUGUCGCCAGCAGGCAACCUAAACAGGCAGGCAAACGAGCCUUAUCCAUCGUCUCCACGAACGGCCGUAGAAAUACUAGCAGUCUGCGAUAUACAUAGACGCACGGUUGCAGAACGAAAAAGUAGAGACCAACACUAAGAACGCUACGAGUAGCGACAACAGCACUCUUACAAAGAGAAAGAAGUUCGUUCCUUUUAUCUAUUCAGCCAGAAACUACCUACGUGAAACUAAAAUCAGCUGUGCUUAGGUCACUUCGUCAAUAUAAAGUGUAUACUGAAGGUGCCAGAGAGGGGAAUACAGGAAGCACUGUGUUUGGUGUCCUCUGGUGUUAUUGUUGUUCCUCAUUUAAUCAACGUCGUAUACGCUCCAACUCGCCAGAUGUUUGUCUGCGUGCGUAACGUUACCACAGUCUGAUGAUAGUGUGAGCACCCGAAUGUUGAUGACCUGUGGGCACUGCAGAUUCAUGUGUUUUGGAACCAACGAGCUACGAUAACGAUGACUUGGAGUAAAUGAGCAAACCAGAAAAAUUCUUUGCCUGAGUCUACCUCUGAGUAAAGCUCUUAUGUACAUAGGUCUGUCUGGUGGGUAGCACCCAAGGAAAGAGAUACGACUUGAAAAGAAGUUACUGCUACGAGAAGGGAGUUGGUCCAUUAUCCGGUUCACUCCACUGUGUCGUCAUUCUCUCAUCACCUGUGUGUGGCUCUGUGUGUGUGUGUGUGCGUGCGUGUGUGUGUGUGCGCGUGUGUGUGCAUAUGUGUAUGUGUAUAUGUGUAUGCAUGCAUGUGUGUUAAUAUCAAAGCAAAGUUGUCUUCACGCCUGACGCCUGGUGUGUUUGUAUGAGCGGGCCUCAAUUAGCGGUGGAAGUGGUAGAAGUAUUGGACUGUGGUGAUCUUUUUUUUGGUGGUGAUGGUCGCGUUUGUGGUGGCCUGUCCUGCCAUUCUACACGGCAUAGAGGAACAUAAUUGCGCUAAGGUGGCAGUAGUGUGCUUUUGUCCUCGUGGUAACCUACUGCAUCUGUGUUAGUUCGAUACGGCCAAUUAUCGUUGGCCAUCGCAUGUCCGUGCCCGUCUAAACAGCAGAGAGUUCUCUUCUCUAUCCUUCUUCUCUCAGGGCAUUCUUCUCCUCCAGGGCGUCUUCUAUCCUCAACUCUCAAAGCAGAAUCAGCAGCAGCGGGAGCAGCUAAAGUUAGUAACGGUACGACUUCAGUGGGGUACAUUAACUACGUAAACGAGCUACGACGGCUGUGCUCAUUGACCACGGAUAGUGCUUCUUCAGUGUCAUCAAAAGCGAAGUUGACAGUCGUGGUGGCAGCCGGCACCUCGUUGGCUCCCGACCCGCCCACCAGUUAUAGGCAAUAGUGUGUUUUCAAGAUCAGCGACCUUAGCCACGACCAUUGCAAGUAAGCCGUAGUCGAAGCCAUCGUUGUUGCGGUCGUCUGAGUGUGCUGGCGUGUUCCUGUGUUCGUGUGUUUACGGGGGGUGGCCUUCCAACCGCCGAUGCCAGCAUGUCGGAUGGUCAGUGUGACGAAUGGUUAAGCCGAUGGGAGCAAGAGUGCUCAGAGGUUGUCACCGAAGCAGAGGCAUCGCUCGAGGCGCAAACGACUACCGAACGGGAUGCGAACGCCCAGCGCCUGUUCCUGCUUUUCCAGACCUCGGCCACCUCAGUGGCUCAGCUGUACAAAGAAUGUCAAAACGGCGUGCGACUGUGGACAUCGUUCCAGAAUGCUGCGUCAGCCGUUACCACCCUGUAUAAAGAAUGCGUCGAAUUACAGAAACGGCAACAGGAGCUUUCGGUACAAUUUGGAGUUCAUCGCAGAAACAAGGAUGUGCUUGCUUGGGCACAUAAACGGAAGCGGAGUAUUCGACGUGAAGAUCUGAUCAGCUUUCUUUCCGGCCGCAAUCCUCGAAUGUCGCCUCCUAGCCAAGGGUCGCGGUCAUCCGGACAAUGGGGAUCGCCUCGCAGAUUUGACGUUCAGCGAGGCUUAACGCGGCUCAGUCUAGGUGCUGGAGGUACCUCGGCCGAAAGUCCUGUAGCGGGCUUAACUGGAGCUGCAUCGGGCCUAGUUGAGGACGACGAUUUAGGAACGUUCCGACAGGCGUUAGCAUUUUCGGCUAUCACCGUUGGCGCUAGCUCCGGUGGACACCAUUCGUCCCCACGAGUUUCGAAAACAGCCGAACUCAGCCAUUUUAUUACAGAGGAGUUCGCUCGACACGGUCGUAAGAGGCCUCUGCCCGUGGCCUCUCUUCACCACGCCAGCCAUUCAAUGCCUGCUACUGUGGUAACGAAUUCCACGAUGCAGUCCGAUGACGUAAUACACCACCGUUCGGGCGCCAGCAUAGAAGAUGAUGUAAUAAUGGGCAGUCCGCAGCAUAAGCGGUCAAAGUAUCUCUAAAGCGUUCAUGAAAAUGUCGUCGGGCUAUGUUGUCGUCGGCAUCCGAACAAAUCGGUGAACGGAACGACGAACGGCCAGAAAAGAGCUACAUUGUCAACAUAUACGCGAAAACAUGACACUAUUAUGAUAUAUAAUGGUGAUGGAGAGGAAGAAAAGAUAAUCGGAACCAAAACGAGAAUACGGUGAAAACAAGGACAACAAAAGGAAGGUCGCAGGCAAAACAAGACAACAAGCAAAAACUGCCAGGAACGCCUACCAACAUAAAUCGUCCCUUUAUCCGUGCGUCUUAUACAUAUAUAUGUACAUGCAUUCAGAAAUAGUGCAUCACAACAUACGGGGCAUCCGAGGAUGCCGAUUAUGACGUUGGCACUAUGUUAUUUUUUUGACAACAGAACAAACCAACGUGCAUAUUUACUGAUAAAAAUAAGCUAAGGAAAAGUAAAUAUAUAAGUAUAAUUCUAAGGAAAAUGUAUGGACUGUGAGCUGCGAACAUGAAGACGAAAGCUCUCUGCCGUGCCGGUGUGCGAUGAAUGUUUGUUUUCUUGCUGGAGAAAUAAGGACAAAUAAGGCAACAACAAUAACUACGUAAUAGCGAAACUACAGCCUCUCACAUCUGUAGGUCCUUGUGCCGUGUUUGAACAAAAAAACAAAAACGUAAUGAUGAUAGCCAUUAUCUUCCAUUACCCAACAGGCCACUCUUACCCCAUGGUGAUUCUGUGGGCCUCCGUCUCCGUGAUUAUGCUAUAUGUACAUAAACGUGAUUAUUGCUCUGAUUAUGAUUAGUAUCAGUGUUAUAAAAAAAAGUUUUGCUGCGCGAUUGUAUUUUGCUGCGUGUACAUAAAAACAGACCCCAACACCCAAUACCCAAUUAGACCUUAUGAACUGUGGGCGCGGUUGACGAAAGUGAACAGCGUAAAAUCAGGAGCGCGGGAUCGCUAUGGUCGAAUCGAUAGUCUGACGUGGGCCAAAAUAGAGGAAGCUUGAGCAGCUGAUAUAAUUACUUGGUUAAGUUGUCCUGAGAGGAACGCCACGAGCGGUCAUUCGUUGUCAUCGAUCGUUUCGUUCCGCCAUGUUACGAUUUUCUUAACCCCACACUCUGAUUCGUAUUAGUUAGCAAGUUAGCAGUCUGUGACAAACAAAUGAUUUUAUGUCAUGGGCAUGGAAGAAACGAGCAUGGAGUAAAACAGUGGAGAUAUGAAAAUACAGGGCAUUUGUUCAUCCACUCAAUGAUUUGAGUUGGAGGUAAAUUAAAUUUGUUUGUAUCCGCACUCUCACCUCUAACCUUUGACACUUUGAAAGCUUUUACUUGGUCUGACACCGGCUGUCUAAUAAAGCGUUGUGUUUUGUUUUCAUAACCUCAGCUACCGUGGUAUGACAGCUAGGGAGAUGCAACGGGAAGGCGUAGCAUAUAAACGAAUUCUGCCGCUUUCGCAGGGUAAAAUAACAAGAGCUUUUAUAGUUGAUGGAUUGCCAUUGGCCCAAACACAAGAUGUUCAUCUGUCUAUUGUGACACCAUUUAUAAUUAAUAACAACGUAGUACUAGAAAGAGCCAAGAUGGUGAUGAUAAAAAAAAGCGCAAUAUCAUAUAUGCAUAUACAUUAGGUUAAACUGCUUUUCGGCAUGAUUUUUCUCUGCUACGCGUACUGCCAGGAUGGACAGGACGACUGAGUGCAGACCGUACUUCGAUGUAACGGGUGGGCAGGUGAGUCAAUCAGGGUACGUUAAUGUCGAUGUACUUCAUAACAUAAUCAAGGAGCACAGGCAGAUUAAACAGGACGCAAAAUUGCCUUGUGUAACUAAUCCCAAACACGGCUAUCCCCCGAAAGGGACUCUGAUCGUCGCAAAAAAAUCAACAACAGACAGAUAAUUCUGCUAUGAUUUGCCUCCCGCUAUUCAACUCCGCCAUUGUCCAAAACCAGUCUUUAUCUUUCAUCCGCAAUUCACAUUUGUGUCAUCGAACAUAUUUGUUUCAGAGAACACAGGAUAGCGGUUAAAAUACCAUUCAUUCAUAAUUGAUCAUUGAAAAAAAGGCUGUACUUCUUUGUACUGAAAGAAUGUAUGCAGAUGAACCGUGGAGCUCUAGCCCGCAGUCAGUCCCAUCUAGGCGAUGUGAUGUUUACGACGGAUUUGACACUUUUGUGUGGUUUUUGAAAUGUUGAAUUGACUUCUAAAAAUGGUCGAUCGAAACUGAGGUAGCAUGAAUUAAAUUGAACUAUGUCUGGAAUAAAAUCAAAUAGGUGUAAUAGUAAGGACGAUCGCGAUAGCUGUAGUAUCCUAGAUAGCGCUUCAUUUUUGUAUCAAAGGCCACGAUCAAAGGCCGUUGAAAACGCACAGACACGAAGAGGUACGGUUUUUGUACGGGCCAAAUUUAGCGAGCAGCAGUAGCAGAAGCCAGAAAAAUAGAAGCCUUUGACUGUCAAUUGUUUAAGUAUGAUAGCCUCCGGCUAGAAAAUACUCAAAUAAAUAUGCGAAUUUGAAAUUGUUUACCACAAACGGUGAACCCAGUCUUUCAAUGCCAGUAAACCGUCGAUAAAAACGCUUGGAAUGAAAUAGGUUGUCCAAGCACCGGCCAACACGCGUGUUAUCGAGUUAAUUGCCUGCACAAAACGGUGGAAAUUUUUGUCUUUCAGUCGAUAUCAUCUCUGUCUCGAACAAAAAAAAAGCCUAUUUAUCAGAUUUGCCCUUACGAGUGGAUUGUUGCUGCUGCUGCUGCUGGCGGCUUAAUUGAAGUUCGUAUGAGAUCCUCUCUUCGCUCAACGGGGUCAACGGGACAGACCGAUUACGGUGGGAACACGAGAUAUGGAGACAACUUAGGCAGAGACGGUGAACCGACAAGUGAAUGGAGAAGAUGGAGUGAGUUUGUUUGAACAGACGGUGGCGGUGCAUAGCGUUUCAAUGACUAAUUAUUGAAUACAAUAACAAUAUACCAAUAAUAAUAAUAGCAAUGGUAGCUGUAUAGGACCGACCAGUAAAUGGUCAACUGUGAUCAUUAUGUGAAGUGGCGGCAGACAAUAAGUGUAAUGACGGUUAUCAUAUGAUGAUGUUGAUAUAAUAACCAUAAAACGAUAUGGCGGAUGCACUGUGAAUACGCACAGACAUCCGAUCACGAUGCUUUGGGCUUGCUCCUCAUGGCUUCGAGCGAUAAGCCUGGCAGAACUGAGCAUCAAACGCGUACGUCAUCGCACAAUAUGGAAAACGGUGCGAUGGUAACGUAACUCUAUCUUGGACGCAGUGCUAAGCUGUGAUUCGGAGGUUGGUCUAAGAUGGAGGACCAGCGUGAUAGACUGAUGGUGACGGAGGGGAACUGAGAUAAAGCGGGUGAUCAUCAAGAAAAUGGAUUAGGAAAAAAGGCAGAAAAACACGUUACGAAGUAAUCGAUGAUUCGAUUUGGCUUCAGAACGUUCUCACAGUGGCAUUUGCCUUCGGUCAUUUAAGUAGUUUUGUUAAUAAUGUGCGUCAUUUGAAAAUGUGAGUAUGGCAAUGCGAACGAUCGACCGACUGACUCUGGGAUUGAUAAGUUAAGAUACAAUACUGAGUUUUCGUUGCGCACGACGGGCAGUUAGAAGCAACCAGGGCUGGACGAAUGUAUACCAGUGUCGUACUAUUACUAAUUAGAUUAUGAUAAUGAUCAUGCUUAUUAUUGCCGUUUUGAGCAAACACCGCUAGAUCAGCGUUUGUUUUUAUAAUUUUUUUCGAAUUUAUGCCGUACUAAUAGUAAUGAUAUAUCAUUGUAAUCAGUUAUGUGCAUUGGAAGGGAGCUUGCAGACAGUUUGAUUUUGGGACAGAGGCAAACGCACGAAUAAUCGCGUCUCGGUUUGUUUCGCCAACCCCUUGAUGAGCGGCAACGUUCCCAUUCGUGAUUAGCUGACUAGCUAAUGGCCUCGUUUAGCAGUCCUAUCGUUUUCUUCACUGCAGAAACAAGUUAUCGUUAAAACUAGCAAACGUCGGAGCUUUUUUCCGAAUCCGCGUAUAUGAUUAGCUGGCAAGUCUAUACCCCAUGUGUCGAGCCAUAAAUCGGGAAUGUUACAGUUUUUGUUCAGCUAAAUAAACGCUGAUAGAGGAAGAUGGCACAGUGAAGCUAGCGCCGCCAUUACUUGAAUUUUAAUGGAAAAAUACACUUCUUCACCAUGAUAAAACCAUAGUUCCAGUAACCAGGAAAAAACUAAGCUAAAAUAAUAAUGAGAAGAAAGCUUACAGGCUUACUUAUGGCUCAUCUAUGUAUAAUUUAAAUAAGAUUUGUAUUGAUCUCGUCAUGAAGAGUAGUCGACACAACCAUGGGACAAUAGAUUAAUUAUUCGACUAACUAUAAUUAUAGCUAGACACAGCUUUCCUUUGUGUUUCUCGAAAGUUCAUUACGCUCGAACUUCGUUUUACUUACCCCACGCACAUUACCCGUUGUGUGUUCGAUUACCAUUUUUUAACAAUCAUCAAGGGUUAAGCUAUAGUUGAGCUUGCUUAAUUCGUUUUUUGCGUUAACGAUCUAUCGAGGGACUUUGUAGUGGUAGCAGCUGCUACUAAAUCAUUAGUUAUGUCAGUCUAUCUUGACACGAAUUGUAUUGAUUAUAUAAAGCAGAAAUUAUUAGUUAGAAUUGGGUUUGUUUCUGCGUCUUGCGACGGUAUGCGUUAGGUAAUACGUAGAACUGGAAAUUCGUCCGUAUUACGAACCUACAGUACGCUACCCCGUGGGAACCGUAUGCCCCCAUUUCAUAAUUUAGUGAGGGUGCAUCUGAAGUAGCAAUCGCAAAAAUGUUCUUCUUAUCACUGGCCUUGCUAUGCUACGCUACGCUACUGCUUCUGGCUGAAGUAAGCCUAGUAUAUAGCAACGCAAUGAUCCGGACGAAAGGAACUAUGCGUGAAACAAUUUUUUGGAGCAAUUAUGUAACCCUGCAUUGACUAUUUGAGGUAGAGUUUCAUUGUCGAUUUUUAACAAAGCAGUCGCUGACGUAACGCUACUCGAUGAGCAAAGCGUUUAUAGACACGUUCCCAGAAUAUGUAUUUGAAGUAUUGUUAAAAACGGAAGACAGCAGUUCACGGUUACCGUAACAAAUGGUUAGUUAACAUUACCAUGGAUAUUAUCAUCGGAUAUCGGCUACUGAGCAGAUACAUUCUAUUAGAGUCUCAAGCUUUCAGAAACCUUCUUAGUGAUACUUGGUUAAAGCUAGUACAAGGUGUCGAGUCAUUUUUCUAAAAAAUUCACUUAUUUCAAAGAAGUACUUGGCAUUGAUCUAUCCAAAUAUAGAUCAUUUUUCGUGCUAGACCAAUGUACUCGCAAUUCGUAAUGUAUCAAUUUAAAGUUGUCCAUUAGAUCUGCUGAUGAUGCGUAUCGUAAUAAAGUCUAGCUUAGCAAAGUCGCUCUAAAGGACGAAACAUAAUGGCUGACACUAUGUUCUCUGGGUCCACAGACUGUGUUAUGCCUUACGUACGACUUGUGCUGCCGAUCUCGAUUGCAUGCUUGUCACCACCUCCAAUCACACCGUCUAAACGCUGAAAUUGACCCGCAUGGUAUACGACUGAGAUCCAAUAAGAAAGCAAAAUGAGGGAACGGUUAGCGACAUAUUAAAUGGUACAUAAGCAGUCGUUUAUAUAUUUGUAUAUGAAGUAGUACAAUGAUGAUGCUGACGUGCAGUGAUGAUAUGAAGCUCUACAUGAAUGUCUAUUUGUGGUAGUUGUACUCAAGUGAACACUUACAUUCGAGCUGUAAGGACACGGAUAUUUCCGUUUCUGCGCUGUCGUUGGCGAGCAGAAGAAGCGUAGACAUUACUCAUCAAGAAGGCAAAUGGUCAUUAAGAUGAUUGCACUUUGUAGCAAUACCCGUGGCCGCCGACAACAUUAGCAGCAACAACGAACCAAUACAACAAUGACAUUCGUAGCAACAAUAUAAAUGCAAUAAUCAGUGGGGAGAAAGCAUACGUGGAAUGACUUUGUGCGUGUGCGGAAGGUAAAUACAGAAAAAAAAAAACAAGCAAUGACAAGCAGAAAAAAUUAGCUAAAUAAAUAAUGGCGACAGGUUCGGUUCGUUCAAAAA
This is a messenger RNA of Varroa destructor (honeybee mite), 9530 nucleotides long. RefSeq names its product HUWE1-associated protein modifying stress responses. Lineage: Eukaryota; Metazoa; Arthropoda; Arachnida; Mesostigmata; Varroidae. The record is from RefSeq and is a predicted model, not a curated record.